This is a messenger RNA of Penaeus monodon (black tiger shrimp), 4458 nucleotides long. RefSeq names its product FAD synthase-like. The record is from RefSeq and is a predicted model, not a curated record. Gene Ontology annotation, molecular function: FMN adenylyltransferase activity. NCBI's taxonomy places the organism in Eukaryota, Metazoa, Arthropoda, Malacostraca, Decapoda, Penaeidae. The coding region runs from base 193 to 1860 and encodes 555 amino acids. The transcript is spliced from 12 exons. Gene Ontology annotation, biological process: FAD biosynthetic process.
CAUGAAACCGUAAUUUUACUGUCCAUUGACUUGGAGUUCCAAGGGUUAUAUUGGAUAUCAAUGCAGCAUUGCCAGAUGUGAGAUACAGCUAAUCUUAACAACGAUUUUCUCCAGAAAUAACGCCAUGGGGUUGUAGAAAGCACAGUGUUCCAGGGCAGGGAGCGAGGUGUUGCUUGGGGGAAGGGAAAAGAUAUGAACCUAAUCAGUCAGGUGCUGUGGCAGGGAGGACGGCGGGGUGCUGCCAUCAAGUCUGUCAACCCGGCCAGGCGAACUGUGACGCCAGCAGUAAAUACACUCGGGAGAAGAGGGUGUUGCAGAGCUCCCUUCCCAGGUGUCCUCAGAGGCCUCCAUACCGCCCUCGUCAGGAUGAGCGAGCAGAACGGCUUCCCGGAGGCGUCCUCCGUCCCUACAGCUGGCAUUAUCAUCAUUGGUGAUGAGAUCUUGAAAGGCCAAACUCGUGAUACAAACACCCACUUUCUAUCGAAGAAUCUACAUAGUUAUGGUGUAAAAGUUCAGAGGGUUUCUGUGAUACCAGAUGAUGUUCCAACCAUAGCAAGUGAAGUAGCCAAAUUUUCCAAGGCAUACACAUUUGUCCUAACUUCAGGUGGCAUUGGUCCUACUCAUGAUGACCUUACAUUUGAGGGAGUUGCAGCUGCUUUUGAAGAGAAAGUCCACCCACACCCAUUGUUAGUCAAGCUCAUAAGCGGGUUUUUCAAAACUGAUGAUCUCAGCUCUCCAGCUAUGAAGAUGGCUCACAUUCCUGAGAGUGCAGAGCUUCACUUUGGAGAGGAUAAAUCAAAGGGUGUUAAAUCACGUUACCCAAUAAUUUCAGUGAAAAACGUGACAAUAUUUCCUGGAGUUCCACACUUGCUUGAGAGAGCCUUUGCAUUACUUGGAGAGAAACUAUUCCACAGGCCUGGCAUGGGUUUUAAAGUCCAUCGUGUGUUCCUUACUGCUGAUGAAGUCAGUAUUGCAACAUAUUUAAAUGACACUGUUGCUAAAUAUCCAUCUGUGUCUUUUGGCUCAUAUCCCAAGUUAUUUCAUAGUUACUACAAAACUAAGAUUACUAUGGAGUCACUGGAUGAGGAAAUAUUACAGGAGGCUGAACAGUAUUUCAAAAGCCAGCUUGAAGAAGGAACAGUGAUUGACUACAAGGAAGACACCGUCACUUCACCUUGGGACUACAUUGAUAAUCUUUCUAUUCUAAAUCCUUCUCUGGAAGCUCCACUUCAAGAAGCACUGGAUAUCCUAAAUCAAUGUUUUGACAGAUACAGCCCUGAGGAAAUCUGCAUUUGUUAUAAUGGUGGGAAAGAUUGUCUAGUUGUACUACACUUGGCAUAUGCUAUAAUGCAGAAGAAACAUCCCAAGAACAAGCUUCAAGCUGUUUAUAUAACUGAACCCAAAGCUUUCCCACAAGUCACAGAAUUUGUACAACAUUCUGUAAAUAGGUAUGACUUGGAUUGUGAUAUUAUACCAGGGCCCAUGAAGGCAGCUUUAACAAAGGUUCUGGAAAAUAGACCAAAGAUCAAAGCAAUGAUUAUGGGCACUCGUCGUAGUGAUCCAUACUCUGAUGAGUUAGACUUUUUCUCUCCAACGGAUAAGGAUUGGCCAGCUAUGAUACGAGUUAAUCCUAUUCUCAAUUGGAAAUAUAGUAAUGUAUGGGAUUUCAUUCGAGGCCUUUAUCUUCCGUACUGUCCUUUGUAUGACAGAGGGUAUACGUCUCUAGGAAGCCAAGACAACACAUUACCCAAUCCUCUGUUGGAGACAAGAGACCGCAUUGGUCAGGUUGUCUACCUUCCUGCAUACACUCUCAAAGAAGAGGACAUGGAACGUAAAGGUCGCAUCUCCAGUAAACACUGAAAAAGUUUGCAUGACAAUACCAGUAUUUGUAUUUCAUAUAGACUUUUUAUCUAUGACUGUUACUUGUGGUUAAAUUUCUCUUUAAACAUUUCUACUAUUUCAAAUUUAUAAGGAUUGCUUCUCUUUUCUUCUUAUCAUUAAUAUUGUUAUAAUUAUUUAUGUACUUUUUUUCCUUUCAUUCUUCCCACUUUUUAUUAUGAAAUAUUCCACUUUCUAUUUCAAGGCUACCUAUCAGGCACACUGAUAAAAGAUAGUUGCUUUGUACCUGAAACUUAGAAAUCAUACAGUUAAAUAUAUGAAAUAUCACAAUUUUAGAAAAAAUGCAAACCCAUUUUAUUCAUAGAAGUAUGACAGCCCUUCUGUGUCUUUCAAACCAAUUGUCCCGAAUUCAGUUGGGGCUGUUUUUUAGUACAGGGAUUUGAGAUUGUUCUUUUUUUAUGUGGAGCAAGUAAAUCAUCAUGCUCUAAAAUGUAAAAAGAGCAUUAUCAUGGAACUUCUAAGAGAUUAUAAAUAUAAAUUAAUGCUUGUCAUGGAACCUCUUUAAAAUUACAGAUAUAAAUUAAAGUUUUACUAAUUAAUGUUUUACUUUUACAGUCUUACUCAGUCUGAAAAAGUUAUCAUAGCAUAUAUAAUAUAUAUAUGUUCAUUGUUGAUGUUAUUUUGAAUAGGAAAUAUAUCUUUGAGUUUUACAGUAGUUAAGACUUAUUUAAUUACCAUUUCUUAAUACAAGAUUUAAUUAUACUAUUUCACUUAGUCAACAUUUACAAAUUUAUUGUGACAUCAUAUGAAAUUUCUUCAAAUUUUAUAAAUGUAUGCUGUCAUUUUAUUUCCAUUUCUUAAUUCUUUUCCUUGACAUUAGUCAUUUUAUGAUUGUUUUAUGCCAGUAGAAUAUUAGAUGAAAAUAGACACUUUGGACAUGUAAUAAUUAGUUACAUGUAAAGUCAAUAGCUACCUCUAGGUUUUCAUUGAGCUGAGAUUUUAUUAUUAUUUUCCUUUAAUUUACCCCCUGCAAUUAAUUUCUCAUGUCCAAACCUGUUAUUAAGUAGAGAUUAUAUAUGAAUUUAAUUUCUUGUCAUAGUAACAUAUUUUUGUAACAAAUAAUGAUAUCAGUGUUAUUUUUUACAUGCAGAAAUAUUUUUAUAUUAUUUAAGAAAAGGGAGUCACAAAAUUAUUUCCCUCUGUACUUAUGUUGCUUCUAAGUAAACUCAGGAGAAGUAGUGUGGUAUCUAAGGGCACUUGUUUAUGUUACCUCACUGUGUGCACAAGGUAAUUCUUUGGGUGUGUUAUUGGUGCAUAUAUUGUAGAGCUACAGUGGUUUAUUCUGAAAUUUUUCUUAUCAUUCAGAUGUGUCUUUUUCACAUACAGUGCGUGAAUAAAUAUAUUAUAUAUCUGUAGUUGUUAAUAAGCUCUGGAGUAUCAGUAUUUACAACUGAUUAAUGUUUCAUGUUUGUAAGUAGGGUUUAUAUUUCUGAUUUUGAGAAUAAGCAAGGUGUGUUCUUUGAGAUUAUAUAACCCAUCUAGUUGCACAAGAUUCUUGUAUUAAUUGGUGUAUUAAAAUUUGGCUAGUGGCUAGUUGGUGUGCAUUGGCAGUUUCCCCUGUUUACACCAAGCUUAUUUAGUACUUCAAGCACAUUGAGCACCUAAUAGCUUUUAGCAAUUUUAUAAACAAAAGUUUAAAAAGAUAAAAAUAAAGGUUUCCCUUCACUAAGUACCUGUAUCUAAUAGGUACACUAAACAAAUGAUGUGCUGCUUUCAGAGAAAGACAAUUUCCCUCUGAUGAGCUGGUGGCACCAGGUAUGUCGUUAUACUGUGCCAUCCAUGAGUCAGUCCACCACAGCCAUUGAUGAGUCAGUCCACCACAGCCAUUGCAGAUUUUUUGUCAUCCAUGACCUAAGGAUUAAAAUGUUUGUUUUUUUGCUUUUUGUUUUCUAUAGGAAAUGCAUCUUCAGUUAGAAAAACAGGUUACUAUUUCAUUAUUAUUGUAAUAUAAAGACAAGAUGGAAAAAAUGUCAAGUAAAUUGCGAAUGCAUGGUUACCUGUUGUAGAAAUUUCAAAAUCUUUUUGUACUGAACUUAAUUUACAAUCAAUUUACAUUUGUUGGAAAUACCAGCUCUUUAAAAAGUGCCUUAAAACCUUCAGUAAAUUACAUGUUCUAGCAGGUGCUAGAAUAUUUAGUCCCUGUUGGAAGUGAUGUUAUCACAAGCAAUAACCUACUUGCACAAGUGAUGUAGGAAUAUACUGACAUUGUAAACUGAUGACACUUUGUAAUAUCUAUGUAGUUGGCUUCAGAAUUAUACUUGUAGCACUGGGAGUGAUUUAACCAAAUCAAAAUAUUUCUUUAUAUAGCAUAUUUCCCAGAAUUGCAAAGCUAAAAAUGAAGAUAAAACAAGUUGAUAAUUUGGUUAAGAGUUAUACAUUUAAGUAUUCAUAUAUGCAAUGUUCAAACCAGAAAAGUUAUAUAUAUGUUUUGAAAGAUAUUUUCUUUGUUCAUUAUAGACUUUCCUCACCUUAUGUAUGACCUAGUUCAUGUUUCACACCAACUUAUGACUGGAGAUACUAUGGCAGAUAUUUUAAAGAAUUAUCUAAUUUAUGCAUUCU